AUGUCUCCUACAUCUCGAGCUCCGACCAUGCGCAUGAACCCUUCUGGCACGCGUGACAUGCCCACAUUCAUCGACGAACUUGCUAAAGAUGAGGCGAAAAACCAACCAAAGGGUGACUCGGAGAAUGCAGUCAAGGAGUAG
Molecule: messenger RNA, 141 nt
Organism: Aspergillus niger
Lineage: Eukaryota; Fungi; Ascomycota; Eurotiomycetes; Eurotiales; Aspergillaceae
Exons: 2
Coding region: 1-141 (46 amino acids)
Source: RefSeq, a predicted model, not a curated record